This is a messenger RNA of Oryzias melastigma (Indian medaka), 2122 nucleotides long. Its product is annotated as somatomedin-B and thrombospondin type-1 domain-containing protein. Bases 261 to 1049 code for a protein of 262 amino acids. NCBI's taxonomy places the organism in Eukaryota, Metazoa, Chordata, Actinopteri, Beloniformes, Adrianichthyidae. The record is from RefSeq and is a predicted model, not a curated record. The transcript is spliced from 5 exons.
UUCUGGUUUCCUUACAGGAGACCAGCCUUAAGCAUGGCUGUAAAGGGGCGGCGUCCGACUGACUAAUAGAGUGGAGCUGGUGCGUAAGAGGCUCUACUUUUACGCAUCAGUCGUGUGCGUCAACAGGAGUUCCACAGCGAUGUUGCACUUGAAUUUUAAAACGAAAGUGUCAUACUUACCGUGACAUCAUUCGGGAUUUUUUUAAAUCAGAAAAAGAGCCUCACAGCGCGUGCAGCAGGUGGUUCCAGGAAAGCUUCGCCAUGGGAACGCAUGGAUGGAGCUCUGCGCGCUUUGGGUUCGUAAUUUGUGGAUAUUUGGCGUUUUUCUGCGAGUUGUUCCCGGGGACAGAGGCGGGCUGCAGGGAGAGGGUGAGCCUAAAGUGCUGCAGCGGCCGAAACAAUGAAUGUUAUGAGUACAGCUGGAGGAAAACGGUGUGUUACUGUGACACCUACUGUCAGAAGACCGGCGACUGCUGCGAGGACUACCGGCGCGUGUGCCAAAUAUCUGUAGCCAUUGACUGUGUGGUGGGUUCCUGGGGUCCGUGGUCCUCAUGCACGUCCAAGUGUGGAGUUGGCAGCACAGAGAGGAGUCGACAAGUCUCUGUCCCCCCCAGGAACGGAGGCGCGCCAUGUCCUGACCUCAGACAGAGAAGAGGUUGCUAUGGAAAUGCUGCUGUGUGCAGCGCUGCCAAAGAGGUGGCAAAGAUCCUGCCUGAUUCUUUCAAGAGGAACUUCAAGGACCCUUGGAGACGACCACAUAUGAUGAUCAAGGAGGAGAAGGCCAGUUACUGCGUCUAUCUGCGCGUGAAACAGGCGGCUUCAGCCUGUAAGCUGAAGCAGUGGAGCGCUCAGCUGGUGAGAGAAAGGCGGAUCUGCGCCGAGUGUCAGAGCGAUGCCAUGUCCAAGUCUGACCGCUGUGAAGGUGACGGCCUGCAAAACAUUAGGACGUUCUGGACAGCAGCUUCAGCUCCAGGUUGUCAAGGCUCUUGGGUGCGGGAAUCGUCCUCCAGUCACUGCCGGUGUCCUCCUUACUCUGUCCUCUUCAUCUGAGCGGGACAUCCGGAUCCAAAGACACCCUUCUCCUCGGGCCUGCUCCGGCCAAGCCUGAUCCAGACCCUCCAAUCCACAAUAUUGGGUGGUUCACUCAAGGAUAUCAGCUGCAUCCUGCCACUUUUACUCCUCAAACCUGUGUGCUGUCUGCCAAGGGCUUAGCACAGACCUUUCUGCAUUCAUUUUUAUAUUUUACAGCCACGUUAUUUACAUUUCUCCCCCCGAAGCGCAGCGCAGUCUGUCUUUUUACCUCUGAAACUUUCUAUCUACCUCCACCAUUGCUAAUGUAUCUACUAAAUGUAUAAAUACACACCAUAUUUGAUUGUUUAUGUAUAUUUGUCGAUGUAGCUACUUAUAACCAAAAGUAAAACAGCAGCUUGAGCCCAAAUGCAUUGGGGUUUUUCUACGUUUGUCUGAUAUUUUAUUACAUUUACAAAUAAUUGAAAUAAAUACUACUGGGAUUGUCAGUUUAGUAUAUUUGAUGCUCCUCUUUUGAAUGGCUGCACCUUCUGUUUAGAUCUGAGUGUGUUUGAGAGGAAAAGGAGCCAUAUAAGAGAACUCCAGCGAGGUUUUCUCUGUCCUCCUCUGCGUCUUUGACGAAAAAUAAAGCUCCAGGACUGUUUUGUCUCACAGCCUGUCCUAUACUUUUAUCAGCAGAGCAUUCUCCUGAAUAAAUACUGCGUACAGCCAAGUCACGCCUCGCUAUUAAUCACUUGAAGCCACCUCCCGACGGCUCAAACAGCGUUUUCCUCUUCUCGUGUUUUCUCUCCUGACUUGGUGUUUUCUUUGAAAGCAGCAGCACAGCUGGUUUCAAAGAAAAGAGCAGGUGUAGUGUCAGAAACGAAAGUUUUCUCCCAGAAAACUGUUAUUUUGCCUUUUUUCUUUUUCCUCCACGCGUUUUGUGUGUUUAUUUAUUUUUUAAGCAAGCUUUGAAUUUAUUGGUGCUUUACAGUAUAUUCUUUACACUGUCCAUUUAUGCAAAUAAACACCUCGACUGUCAUGUUCUGUACUGUCGUUUCCAUGUUUAUAUUUCCUAAAAAUAUUAAUAAAUGUGGGUACAGUGACGACGAAUA